Episyrphus balteatus (marmalade hoverfly) is the source of this 3408-nucleotide messenger RNA. RefSeq names its product glycoprotein 3-alpha-L-fucosyltransferase A (gene FucTA). NCBI's taxonomy places the organism in Eukaryota, Metazoa, Arthropoda, Insecta, Diptera, Syrphidae. The transcript has 6 exons. Gene Ontology annotation, molecular function: alpha-(1->3)-fucosyltransferase activity. Bases 452 to 1951 code for a protein of 499 amino acids. The record is from RefSeq and is a predicted model, not a curated record. Gene Ontology annotation, cellular component: membrane.
UCCUCACAUUUAUAGAUACAGUUUUCUAAUUACAUUUUUAUUUCUUUAUUUCAAUUUUCUUGGUUGUUAAAUUAAAUCAUCAUCAUUUCCGAGUGAAAUUUUGUAUAGAGUGAAAUAAAAAAGAUACCGGAUAUAAAGGGUGUGUGUGUGUAACAGAGAAGGAUUUUGUGCGGGCGAAGGAUUAUUGAAUUUUCCAAAAAAAAAAAAACAAAAAAACAUUUGUUUCAGAAAUUUCUUCCUGGAAGAAAAAAAGUUUUCGUCAUUUUGUGAAAUUUUUCCAUAUUUUACUGAAAAUUGUCUAUUAAAUCGUCCUUUUUCACAACUUAAAGGGCAAGAGAAAAUUAUUAUAAACAGAAUCCUUUUUAAUUUUAAAUGUUAUCAAAAUACCACGGAGGGAAAAAUUGUUAUUGAAAUGCUCCACAACUAUCAUUGCUAGUAGUAGAAUUUAAAUAUGCGACGUCUAAAGAUCUCGCUGAAGAAGUACUUUUUCCUAACAUCGUUUUUUGCAUUGCUAUUGAUUUUUGGAUUCAGUUUUAAAGAUCGUGAAGUUUGGAAGCCAAAAUCAACAUCAUCAGGAGCAGCACAAAUAUUCCAACUUGAUACAACCGAAGUAGAAGAAAGUGUUCAUAAUCAUCAUCAUCAUCAAAAUGCAGACGAUUUGGAAAAUUCAAUAUACGAAGCUACCGAAACUGUGCCAUCAUCUUUUGCCAAUAGCCAACAACAGACAAAUAACAACAACAACAACUAUGAAAGUGAACAACAAAGUGAUCAGCUGCAAAAGUCAAGUGGUGAUCGAACUUCGAAGGCAUGGUUCUUUAAGAACGGCGAUAGAUAUCCAAUGCCAUGGCAGAGGACGAAAGGAAAGAACAAAAUUCCGCGAUUAUUGCCACAUGCCGAUAAGCACAGUGAUCGAAUAAUGAAUCAAUUGAUGUUUGUUCCACCGAAUUAUGAACAAAUUCAGGAAAGUGGACAAAUGAAACAGAUAUUAUUGUAUAAUGGUCUGGGACCAUGGAAUAUUAAAAAUGGGAGAGAUGUAUUUUUUAAAAAUAAAUGCCCAGUUGAUACGUGUGAAAUAACAGCGAAUAGAGAUAAGGCUAAUACAGCAGAUUUGGUGCUGUAUAAGGAUCAUUACAUUCCAACAGGUGUUCGAAGACCACCGAAACAAGUUCAUAUGUUGUAUUAUUUAGAGUGUCCAUAUCAUACGCAAAAUGUCAAAGUUCCUGACGCUGUUAAUUGGACGUCAACCUAUAGGAGAGACAGUGACAUUGUUGCACCAUAUGAAAAAUGGCAAUACUAUAACAGUAAUAUUCGACAAAUUGAACAGGAUCGAAAUUAUGCACUAAACAAAACCAAAAAAGUUGCAUGGUUUGUGUCGAAUUGUGGUGCAAGAAAUGGCCGAUUACAAUUUGCUCAUGAAUUACAAAAAUAUAUCGAUGUUGACAUCUAUGGAGCUUGUGGCUCAUUCAAGUGCUCACGUAGUACGGCUGACCGAUGCUUCGACAUCCUUGACCAUGAUUACAAAUUCUACCUCGCCUUUGAGAAUUCCAAUUGUAAGGAUUAUAUUACCGAGAAAUUCUUUGUGAACGCACUCAAUCGGAAUAUAUUACCCAUUGUUAUGGGUGCCCGUCCGGAGGAUUACGAAGUGUCGUCGCCUCAUCGAUCUUACAUUCAUGUGGAUGAAUUUGCCUCACCCAAAGAGUUAGCCGAGUAUUUGAACAUCUUGGAUAAGGACGAUGAAUUGUACAAUUCAUACUUCAAAUGGAAGGGUACAGGUGAGUUUAUAAAUACAUACUUCUGGUGUAGAGUGUGUGCAACAUUGCAUGACGAAGAGGGUUUAAAGAAACCUAGAUGGUAUACGGAUAUAAAUGAUUGGUGGCGAGGUGCUGGAGUAUGUACAAAUGGUUCGUGGCGGAAUUUCAAAGCGCGCAAAGACAUAAUCACAGAUGAUUAAGAAGGGGGGGCGGAGGGAGGGGAUGGUUAUUUAUGUGUAGGUAUAUUUAUUAUUAAUUAUUAUAUAAAUAGGUAUUCAGAUUAUUGCAUUGCAAUAGGCUUAAAAUAAAUAUAAAUUUGUUUUUUGUUUUCAUUAAGUUGGUCGUACUGAUUUUUUUGUUUAAAGAGAACAAAGAAAAAGAAAAAAAGAUGAUUUAAGCCUUAUUUGUUUUUAAAUAAAAUUUGAAAUUUGGCCCAAGGGUGAGACUGUAGUAAGUUAAAAGAAACUUUAUCCAAUUGGUUAUAUGAGUGAGAUAAAAAUCGUUGCCAAAAUAACUGGUUAGUGAAUUUUCUUAGUGAAAUUUGUGAGAACUAAAUUUGGGUUUUGGUUAAGCUGAAUUGCGCGAAGGGUAAUCAAAAUUCAAAAGCGUGUGUUCAGUAUCUUAACAUUCCUAAAAUGAACUGUGGACUCCGAAACUUUCCAUAAAGACCAGACAUUGCAUAUUUUUCAAUACAUAAAAAAAAGUAUGUACUAGGUACAUGUACACGCAAUACUUCAUGCUUCUCACUCACAGAAAUAAACUUAGUAACCAUUACAAACAAAACUGUUCAACAAAUUGAGAACAAGAUGGUGCUAAGAUCAUCAGUUAAUCCUUCAUUAUUGUUGACAUUCUAGUUAAAAAGUUAAUUUUUACUCUGUAUACCUAAACGGCGGCGGAAAAAAGUAUAACCACAAAAAUAUAUAAAAUGAAGAAAUGAUACAGAAAUCGUUUAUGGAGAUAAUUUGAAAAACGAACGAGGUUUUGGGUUUGAAUCCCAUCAGCAUCUACCACCUAAACAUUUUUUGUUCAGGGGUUCUACCUCUUGCGAAGAAUUGACAGAGUAAAAUUGUGAUGAAAAAGUGCAUCUCAGUAAAAAAAAAUGUAGGUCCCUUUUAUUCCUGCAAAUAGAUAAUAUGCACAGAAGAAUGGUUGAGAGUAUUUUGCAACUAGGCCUUGUUUCUUUAUGGAGUGGUCGUUUCAGAAAUGUAUUUCUGUUGAAAUCACUCGUCUUCCUUCAGCGUAGGAAGGAUAAAUAAGUGCAAGUACUUAACUUCGGUUAAGAAGAAAUAUUCACUAACUGCUACUGAAAUCGUAUGUACUUAUUUUUACUUAAAAUGCAACACUUAAAUUUCCAGUGUCAAGUACAACUUAUUCGGAAAUUUAACCACUUGCCACUUACUGUAAAACUUGCCUCAACUUAUUUUAAUAUUUAGUCAUGUCAACACUGUCGAACAUCAACUAUAUGACCGACAAGUUGGAGGUUCUGGGAUAAAAUCCAACCUAUACCGACUUGAUUUUUUUCCUCUUCUAAGGAAUUCGCAAAGCCUUUAGAAGUCUCAAUGUCAUUUCUUCUCAGUCGUUCGUUUACGAAUGAUGGCCAAUGAUUCUUUGUGAGGUCAUUGCGGUGGUAUUCAGUAACUCCGUUUACAAAGUUUAC